AUGUUUUCUGUUGCAAAUGAACUCCAGCCACCUACUUGGUUGCCUACAGUGGCGAUGGUGACACGAGGAGGCGACAACAGCAGCACCAACAUUUGCAACGACAACGUUUUGUCUUCGUUGGUCAUUAGGCAGCAGGGCGAAGUGGUGGUGGCGUUCCGGUCGCGAAGUGGCGGCAACAGUAGCAGUAGGGUUCACAGAAGCAACACCCGACAUAGUGGGGGGGGGGUUAUUCCGACACCAAUGGCAGCUAGGCGGCUGACGGAUUCACCGACGAUUGGCAGCAGGCGACGUCUAACUGAAGAGGAGAAAAAGAAUUGGUGGCAGCAACAGAUGUCAGUUGAUCGGAGCUUCCACCGGUUGGAGAACGAGAGGAAUUUCGGUGAUGGCGGCUGA
This is a messenger RNA of Lactuca saligna, 393 nucleotides long. Lineage: Eukaryota; Viridiplantae; Streptophyta; Magnoliopsida; Asterales; Asteraceae. The record is from the annotation of a GenBank genome assembly.